Molecule: messenger RNA, 1744 nt
Organism: Lycium barbarum (goji berry)
Lineage: Eukaryota; Viridiplantae; Streptophyta; Magnoliopsida; Solanales; Solanaceae
Product: polygalacturonase-like
Exons: 5
Coding region: 49-1263 (404 amino acids)
Biological process (GO): carbohydrate metabolic process
Molecular function (GO): polygalacturonase activity
Source: RefSeq, a predicted model, not a curated record
ACAAUAAAUUAUCCAAAUAUAUAUAUAUAGAAAGAGAAGGAAAUUAUUAUGAACAAUAUGAAUAUGAACUUCAAGUUACCAUUUGCAUUUGCACUAGUUCUAUUUCUAGCACAAUUAGGAGAAUGUCAACCAGGAGUUUUUGAUGUGACUAAAUAUGGUGCAAAGCCUAAUGAAGAUAUUAGCAAGGCUCUAUUAAGUGCUUUUAAAGAGGCAUGCAACUCAAAAACUCCAAGUAAAGUGGUAAUCCCAAAAGGCAAUUUUUUGAUGAAUCAAGUGAGAUUAGAAUGGAAUUGCAAGGCCCCAUUAGAGCUUCAAAUUCAUGCCACAUUGAAAGCUCCUCCAAAUCCAAACCAACUCAAACAUGAUAUGGAGUGGUUAACUGUUAAUCACAUUGAUCAUUUUACAUUAUCUGGUGGUGGAAUUCUUGAUGGGCAAGGAGAACAAGGUUGGGCACAAAAUGAUUGUAAAAAUUCAGAAAGUUGCAGUAAGCUACCAAAUAAUUUGAGCUUCAACUUCCUCACAAACUCCUUAAUCAGCGACAUAACUUCAUUGGACAGCAAAUUAUUCCACAUUAAUGUGCUAGGAUGCAAGAACUUAACCUUCCAUGGCAUUAACAUAAAAGCCCCAGCAGAAAGUCUCAACACUGAUGGUAUUCAUGUUGCUAGAUCAAGAGGUGUCAACAUUACAAAUUCACAAAUUGGCACAGGAGAUGACUGCAUAUCAAUUGGUGAUGGAGUUCAAGAAAUGCACAUUACUAAUGUGACUUGUGGACCUGGACAUGGAAUUAGUGUUGGUAGCUUAGGAAAAAGUCCUGGUGAAUUGCCUGUGGUUGGAGUUUUUGUGCAAAAUUGCACAUUUAUUGAUACUGAUAAUGGUGUGAGAGUGAAAACAUGGCCAGCUUCACAUGAUGGUGUUGUGAGAGAUUUGCACUUUGAAGAUAUUAUUGUGCAAAAUGUUAGCAACCCGGUUGUUAUUGAUCAAGGUUAUUGUCCUUAUAAUCAGUGCAAGAAAGAGUUGCCUUCACAAGUGAAGAUAAGCAAAGUUAGUUUCAAGAACAUAAAAGGUACAUCAAGAACUCAAGAAGCUAUACAACUAAUGUGUAGUAAAGGUGUGCCAUGUGAAGGUGUAGAAGUUGGAGAUAUUGACAUAAAAUAUAGUGGAAAUGAAGGACCAGCCAAGUCAACUUGCGAAAAUGUUGACCCAAGUCUUGUAGGCAAGCAGCACCCACCAGUUUGUAGCACUACUCCUGCUCAGUCUUCUUGAACACGUUCAGGUGUCUGAAUGAAAGCUCGUAAAGCUGUGAAACCGGGUAAAUUUCACAAAAAGCUACUUUUCAGCUCCUACAAUUGAAAAAAUAGUCAUUAUCAUAGAGUUUCAAAUUCUACGGGUGAAAUUCCACAAUGGCCUUUAUUUCAAAAAUAGGACCGAAAAGUGGCUAGUGAGCACUAUUUCAUGGACACAAUUUGUGCUUGUGUAGGUGUUUAUUUGGCUAUUCAGCCCCAUUUUUUUUUUUUUUUGGAUAAUUUAGUCUUCUUGAGCUUUUAAUAUACAAAGCUCCCAAAACUUUGCCCCUUUAUUAUAAGGGAAUUCCCUUCCCCCCCCCCCCCCCCCCCAGCUAGGUAGUAUCGGACUUGUCUGCUAGGCAAGAUCUAGUAGAUAGGAAAUUGUACAGUAGUGAGUAAUUAACCAAGCUGUACAGUUGAAUUACAAAAAUAAAAUUCAACUUUAUAUCGUGAGAUUUUUU